AUGGAUUAAAAUAACCUCCAUACAUUGUUUUUUAUUGAUCAUAUUCUUUAAAAUGAGCAAGCACAAAAGAUAUAACAAAUUGCCAAACAAUACAGUUCAGAGUAUGCUCAUAUUAGAGAUGUCUCUAAAGAACAGGCUGACCUAUUUUUAUCAUAACUCCCAUCUAAAGGAGAUGGUGAAGAAAAAGUCAAGAGGUUAUACUUUGAUGGAUGUUUUGAUUUAAUGCAUUCAGGACAUUUCAAUGCACUUCGUUAAGCUAAAGAGUUAUGUGAGACCUUAGUUGUUGGAGUGAUCAAAUCAGAUGCAAUAGCUAAAGCAAAAGGACCACCAAUUAUGACUGAUGAAGAAAGAUUGGCCUUAGCUAGUGCUUGUAAAUGGGUUGAUGAAGUAGUUAUCUAAGAAACAUAUGAUCCAACUAUAGAAUAGAUAGAUAGACAUUCAUGUUCCCAUGUUGCUCAUGGAGAUGAUUUAGUCUAAACUGCAGAUGGCAAGGAUGCAUAUUAACCAUUUAAGGAUGCAAAAAGAAUGAAGUAAUUUUUAUUCAUUCCAUAUUUUUUAGAAUCUUUAAAAGAACAGAAGGAAUCAGUACAACUGAUAUAGUGGGUAGAAUGCUAUUGAUGACUAAAGAAGUAAUGUGGGAAGAGAAAGUAAUUAUUGAUUUAAAUAUUUUUAGAAAGUAUUUCAAAAGUAAACCAUAGUAGAAGCAUCUAAUAUUAAUUCUUUAGAGAUAGACUAAGCUUCAAUUGAAUAAACAUUGAAUAACAAAAUAUUGAAUACAACAAGAAGAAUAAUGUAAUUUAGUAACAAUAAGAAACCUAAACCUGGUGAUAAAAUUGUUUAUAUUGAUGGAUCAUUCGAUAUUUUGCAUCAAGGUCAUGUUGAUGUUUUAAGGAAAGCCAAAGAAUUGGGAGAUUUCUUGUAUGUUGGAGUUUAUGAUAAUGAGGUAGAUAAAAUAAUUCCUACAUUUCUAGACUAUCAAUAAAAUAAAAGGGAAAAACUAUCCAAUAUUGAAUUUGUAAGAAAGAGUUUUAAAUUUGUUGGCCUUAAAAUAUGUAGAUGAAGUUAUUAUGGGUGUUCCAUAUAAAGUGAAUGAAUAAUUAAUCAAAAAUUUCAAAAUUGAUUUAAUUGUUGAAGGUACUUGCUCUUAAAAAACAAUGGAUGAUCCUUAUGAAUUACCAAUUAAAUUAGGAAUCUAUUAAUAAAUAUAGGCUGUUAAUAAACAAACUGCUGAUGAACUUAUUGAAAGAAUUGUUAGCAAUAGAUUAAGAUUCUUAGAAAAGUAUAAUUCAAGGAAGAAGAAAGAAAUCAAUUUCUUUGAAAAUCAUGAUUACAAAGUGGAAGAAAUAUGA
This is a messenger RNA of Paramecium primaurelia, 1349 nucleotides long. NCBI's taxonomy places the organism in Eukaryota, Ciliophora, Oligohymenophorea, Peniculida, Parameciidae. The record is from the annotation of a GenBank genome assembly.